Messenger RNA from Armigeres subalbatus, 8814 nucleotides. RefSeq lists its product as uncharacterized. Gene Ontology annotation, molecular function: ATP binding; non-membrane spanning protein tyrosine kinase activity; signaling receptor binding. Gene Ontology annotation, biological process: protein phosphorylation; innate immune response; cell differentiation. Bases 743 to 5065 code for a protein of 1440 amino acids. The record is from RefSeq and is a predicted model, not a curated record. Lineage: Eukaryota; Metazoa; Arthropoda; Insecta; Diptera; Culicidae. Gene Ontology annotation, cellular component: extrinsic component of cytoplasmic side of plasma membrane. The transcript is spliced from 9 exons.
GCUCAGAACAGACGUGUGUUGCAAAACAACCGCGUAAUCGCGUUCCCUUCGCGUUUUGCAGACAUUUUCCACACUACUGCUUAGAGAGCACACCCCAUUUAUUUGUUGAAACACUUUCCAUGCAGCUGUAUGAUUUCGCGCGUUGUUUCAAUUUUGCUGUACUCCCGUAUUUGGCUCGAUCAUUCGUCGUUGUGUAUCUGAAUGAAUUUUUUUUCUUGUGAUGUGCCUCGUAGUUUCGUUUGAUUGAGUUUCCGCGAGUGAAUACAACGCAAUCGGUUUGUAUAGUCAACUGAGCUGUUGAACAACCCCGUACACAGGAAUACACAACCGCCCACCAAAUACCGAAAUUAAGUUUGAAGCAGUUCAAAAUCCCAGUACCUCCAGUAACAACUACAGUACAAGAAGAACUACGAGUGCAAAUGUUGUGAUUUCAUCGUCUUGCCAUUAGAAGAAGCACAAGUAGAAGAAUACAAAUCUAACAAAAAGUGCUGAAACGUCCGAUUUUCGAGUGAUUUGUAUGUAUGUAUUUAAUAUUGAACAAGUGUUUGUGAAUUUAUUUAUUGGUAAAACCGCGAAGUUAUUUUACGAGCACCCAAGUGUGGAAGGCAGGGAAGAUUCGAUGUGACUCUUUCGUAGCACUUUUCCCCGCCUUCUGUCCAGAUAGAGUGCGUCCACCCGUCGAUUGGUGAUAAUCAUAGUGAAAAAAAAGUGCGGUGUUGGAAUUUAUCAAGAAGGUCGGAGGAUGUCGUCGACGAUGCCCGUGGUUUGGUGCUCGGACCCCAACUCAUCCGAGAAGCGACAACCGUUUGCCCUGCAAGGGAUCCAACUGCAGGGCAACAUAACCGAGAAGCAUGUGCUGGCCAUGAAGGAGCUGAUCAAUGCCGCCUCGGAGGGUCGGCUGCUGUUGCCCAGCGAUGGGGCCAUCGUCCUGCUGGACUGCGGUUUGAGUAUCGGUUCUAUGGUGAUCGAGGGCAAAGCCGGAAAAGAGGUGGCACGGGAUGCUGCGGGGAUUGGUAAUCAUAAAUCAAUUCUAUCGGCCGUGCCGGAGGUUUCUGGGUGCGAUAGAAAUAUGCUGAAGGAGAUGUUCGCGGACGCUCAGAACAAUAAUGCUAAUGGGGGAGAUCAUGUUGAUAGAAGUGGUGAUCAUCUUCACAACGAUGAAAAAGGUGGGGAGCAGGCUUUCCCCACUGAGUUGAUAGAAGAUGGGUGUAAACCCUUGGACCUGUAUGGAUGCGAGGGCGUGACGGGUGGUGAGUUUCUGUACGAGUUUCUCUGCUGCGCCAAAUGUAUGAAUGAUCCGUCGUCCAGUUGUCUGAAUCCACCCAGUCAUCGUAGUCGUAGUUUAAAUUCGCUCAAUAACAAAUCACAGCUAUUGUCACGAUUUCUUAAUGGCCGGGCCAAGGCUCGGCUUUACUGUGAUCCACUGUAUAACAUAUCUAAUCGCUAUUUCAAAAGGUUGGUCAACCAUCAUAAAGCCACCAAAACCCGAUCAGAUUCACGUCGGAAUGUAAUCCGCAAAAGCUCCAUCCGAAGCGAUCGUUCGUCCGGGGGCAAGAUUGUCAAGAAAAGCUGCGAGAACAUACCAAUAUACGCCACGGUCAAUAAGAAGAUGAAACUGCGGUCUCGGUUAGAGGCCCUCCGGCGGCAGAAUAUCGACGCCGACACGUUAGCAUUACAAAUUGCACUGGACAAGCAACAACGAAUCAAACGCAGAUCGAACCCGACGACAGCCACAUCGGAAAUUCAUAAUCAAUCAUCUUCAUCAUUGUCCCCGCUCGGUCUGCUGCCGCCAUUAUCCCCAGGGAAGCCAUACAACAGUUCCAGCAGGAAAACUAGUUUCGAUUCGACGUGCACCGUGAGUUCAAUGGAUUCGGGCUUUAUCGAUCAGCAGCAGCGGCAACAGCUGAAGCAGCUCCAACAACAACUCCAACAACAGAAGCAAAGCAAAAAGGGCAAAGAAAUAUGCCAACCGAGCGAGUCGAUAACUGUUAAAUCGAGUUCGGAGAAAGAGAAAAAACUAGACGAACUACCUUCUAGUGAAGACGUCGAUGCUGUGGCCAGCGAUGACGAUCGUCUUAAUGAGCUAUCCCAGCUGCAGAUAAAAGAUUGUCUGGUUACGCAAUCGCGGAACCGCCGGAAAUCUUACGAAGAGUUUAAAUCGCUCUUCCGGCAACAGCAACAACAGCAAACUGAAUGCCGAAGUCGCUUGGCUGUGGUCAACGAAAAAGACCCUCAAGCCAACGCCAACACCGAUGCCAACAAUAUUAGCAUUAGUAGUAGCAAUAGCAUAAAAACACGACGCAAGUCCUAUGAAGAAUUCAAAGCUUCAGUCAAAAUUUGUGAUAGUAGCGUUAGUAAUUUAAAACCUACGUCCGAGGAGGAGGAAGAGGAGCACCAUCAUCACACGGCCCUCUCGGGGGUCAGCGGUCUUUUCAAGAUGAAGCGCAGAAACUCGCGACGUCUCAGCCUCAAGAAGCUGAAAAUGCACGACAAAGCUGACCCCGCACAGACUGCAACGGCGCCUGCUGACAAGCCCGCCCCACCCACAGUGAUUAGCAAUAGCGUUAGUAAAGUUAGCGAAGAAAGUAGUCACGUUAAAAGUAGUACAAUCUAUGAUAUUCUACGAACUAAGAACAAACUCGACGAACACAGGGGUUCGAUAGUCCCAUUGAGCAAAGAUCUGUCACCAUGUCUUAGAGAGGAAAUCUACCGCAAAAACUGCAAAAUCUACGACAAGCUUCUGUCAUACGGAAGCAAAGCGUAUAAAAAAUACGACAAAUACAUGACCUACGGCACGAUUUACGAGAUCUUGCACCGAAAAUCCGAUGCCGCCGAGGACAUUUUCUUACGUAAACGUGCUCUUUCCGAAAAGUUUGCUAAACGGAAACACAGCAUCCCCUCCCAUUACAGUUCACUCAAAUUUGGAACUAUAUACGACAUUCUACAAAGCAGAAAUGCAGCUCUUUUGGCCGAGCCAGAACCCAGUGAGAAAUCGUCCAACAAAUCCCAAGAUACGGACAACUCUUCUAAUUCCAACACUCUUUCCACAAUCUACGAUAUCAUUCACAAGAAAGCUGAUUCCCCAAAACAGCAAACUAAAAACCGCUUCCUCGUCAAAAAGAUCACCGAAGAGGAACUACACUCCAGCAACGAGAACAAUCGCAACGAACUCAACACCCCCGUUGAACCGCAUGAAACUCCCCCCUCACAUGACUACACAUCUCCCAAACCGCUCGACGCCACCAAGAAACCCACCCGUGCGCGUCGCUUUUCCAACAUCUUAUCAUACAUCCCUCAUCACCAUUCGACGGCAGCCAACGACUCAGACCAGUCCAAACUAUCCGACUCUAAUGAAUCUCGUCUCAAGAAGAUCGCCGCCAGCGACGAGGAUUUGUACAAACGAGCCAAGCAUCAGCUCCACCAUCACCAGAAAUCCCCACCACCGAAAGCCAGCAACAACGAUGACGAACUAUACUCCCGGAUUGGAAGGCUUCGCAAAUCCGCCACCGACUCCAUGGCCCUGUGUGACAAAAAUCAAGAGACUGUUCAUCACCACUCUCAACCGUCAUCCACUGCGGCGUCCAGAUUCGCCUUUUCCCCACUAAUGGCACUCAAAUCGAACGGGCUACUCCCGCAGCCCGGUGCGAUUUUUAAGUCCAACUCGUUGGACAUGCUGGCCUCGAACAAGUUCUCCAAAAAUCCACGUUGGAGUCGAUACAAUGUAGGAGGAGGGGCGGCGUCCGGUCCGGUGCGUAAGCUGAGCCCCCUUGUGCUGCCCCGGAAAAGUGGUUCCGGUAGUGGUUCGAAUGUUCCCGCGCAGCAGCAACAGCAGCAGCAGCAGCCACCGAAACGGAAUACGCGACGGAUGUCCGAGUUCACCCGAGGCGAGUUCCUGAAUGAGAAACUAUGGUACUUCCGGAAGAUCAAAAGAAUAGAAGCAGAGAAAAAGCUGUUAUUGCCAGAAAACGAACACGGCGCAUUCUUGAUUCGCGAUUCGGAAAGCCGACACAAUGACUACUCGCUGUCAGUUCGUGAUGGUGAUACGGUGAAACACUACCGGAUCCGACAGCUGGACGAGGGAGGAUUCUUCAUUGCCAGGCGAACCACCUUCCGAACACUCCAGGAACUGGUCGAGCACUACAGUAAGGACUCCGACGGUCUGUGUGUGAACCUUUGCAAACCGUGUGUACAGAUUGAAAAACCGGUCACCGAUGGACUGUCGCACCGCACCAGAGAUCAGUGGGAAAUCGACCGGACGUCGCUCAAGUUCGUGCGCAAGCUUGGUUCCGGCCAGUUCGGCGACGUAUGGGAAGGCCUGUGGAACAAUACAACACCGGUGGCCAUCAAGACGCUCAAGUCCGGCACCAUGGACCCGAAAGAUUUCCUCGCCGAAGCACAGAUCAUGAAGAAACUCCGACACAACAAGCUGAUCCAGCUGUACGCAGUAUGCACCCUCGAGGAACCCAUCUACAUUAUUACAGAACUGAUGAAGCAUGGCUCUUUGCUGGAGUUCCUGCAAGGCAAAGGACGGAAUUUGAAGCUUCCACAGCUGAUCGACAUGGCCGCCCAGAUUGCCGCCGGUAUGGCAUACCUCGAGUCGCAAAACUACAUUCACCGAGAUUUGGCCGCCCGCAACGUGCUCGUCGGGGAUAACAACAUCGUCAAGAUCGCCGAUUUCGGCCUAGCAAGAUUAAUCAAAGAAGACGAAUAUGAAGCCCGAGUGGGAGCGCGGUUCCCGAUCAAAUGGACAGCACCUGAGGCAGCCAACUACAGCAAAUUCUCGAUCAAGUCAGAUGUAUGGAGUUUCGGUAUCCUGUUGACAGAGUUGGUAACUUAUGGUAGAAUACCGUAUCCAGGUAUGACAAACGCCGAAGUGCUGAACCAGGUUGAGCAUGGCUACAGAAUGCCACAGCCUCCGAACUGCAACGUAGCCCUGUAUGAGAUUAUGCUCGAGUGCUGGAACAAGGACCCGAUGCGACGGCCUACUUUCGAAACCCUGCAGUGGAAGCUGGAAGACUUCUUCACCAUGGACCCCAGUGAAUACAAAGAGGCGGCACCGUACUGAUAAAUGGCAAAUGAAAGCGCAAAACGUGUAGCCCACGCCGCCGUUGAUACUAUUGCUUCUAGUACCACAAACGCUGCUGUUUCUAUUACUACUGUUGCUUCGACAUCUACUACUACAACUACUGCUGCUGAUGCUACAACUGCUAUCGCUAUUUCACCGGCUGCUGGCGUCAAAGGACGCCAUCGAAAGCCGCAGCCGCCGUCGCAGAAACGUCAGGUAUUGCUAUUUAUUUGAAUGUCUUCGUUCCCCCUUUGACAGAUCUAGUACUGCAAUUAUCUCAUGUCGCUUUGCCCAAUAGACCUAUGCGCAGAAGUAUGGCGUAUGAAUGAUGAUUAGGUUGUGCCCCGUUAGGUUAUGUCCGCGUUAUGCGAAUUAGUUGAACACAAACGUUAGACCAGGACCAUUCUCUAGUACUACUAUUAACUACUAUUACUACUACAUUUAGGCAACUAUGUUUUAUACUGACACGAAAACAUUCUCCGAAUUAAGAAGCCAAAUAUAUACUUCCGUUCAGCUACGAAAACACAUGCACGUACACACAUACACACAACACACACACUUGCAUCCAGAAUCCAUCGAAGAAGUGUUGAGCUGAUAGGAUCGGCCUAAAUGUAAAAGCAUCACUUGUUCUACUCAAUAAUUAUUCAUUCCUACUGUUUACCGAGUAAAACAGAGAACGUAAGCUUAGCAAUUUACACUAAAACGAAUCGGAAACAAUCAAUAAGUUUAAGAUAACAAGACCCAUUACAACGCUAGAGUUCGGUUGCUAUAAAUUAUUUAGGAAGACGCGAACAGGAACAGUUUUACUUCGGGUAAGUAAAUAUUCACAUACCCAUCCACACACACACAAACGUAUAGAAGAAAGUAGUGACACAAACAACGGGAAAUCGACUAAUGUGUUCGUUUUAAUUAAUCAUAGUAAUUGAGUAUUUUGUCGUUAGGUUCUAGUACUGCAGAUACGAAAGUGAUUAUAUCCUCAGAUAGCAGGUUGUAUACAAGCGGUAUUAUUACAGAUUGUGCUUCUUUAACCAGAAUGUCUUUUACUUGAAUGUUCGUUUCCCUGAAUGUAAAUUACCCGCAAUUAGCCCCUAUUUUCCCGAAAGAAUGAGGAUACAAAAUAACGAUGAUAACACAGUCUGAAGUAGAAUGUUGUAGAUGGAGACCAGUGCAGUGUUGAGAAAUGCCAUUUCGGUGUCAUGAGACUAGUUUGUUAAUAACUUUCUGGGACAUGAGAGCGAAAUUACAAAAAUGCCACGAAAUGUCAUGACAUUAAUGUCAUUUGACACUAAUUUGGCACUCUCGCCGUCGAUUUCAGAUACUGAAGCGUUUAUCAGAAUUCUUAAUUGAAACUAUCGUUUACAAAAAGUAUUUGGCAAAUGAGUUCCAUGACACCGAAAUGAUAUUUCUCAACACUGGACCAGAGUGGGGACGAGAAAUGGAAUGGAGACUGUUGGGGAAAGUGGGGAAAAGUGUAAUGUUAAAUAUAGUUUAGAAUGAAUGGAAUAAACAAUAAGAGAGGAAUGAAGAGCAUAGUUUAUUGAAUGCGAACCAGCCACACCAGUGCAUGAAGUGAAGAUGGGUGACCGGAGUAGAGUGGACGGAAGGUAAUGGAGAGUAGAAUAUAUAUAGUGGAGUGACGUGCUGAAUGGGUGAAUAGAUUUGAGGUUGAAAGUAAGAUGAGAAUUGUCAAAAAAUUAGAUGAUAAGAACCUUGAUUUAUCUGUCUCAAUUCAUGAAUUAAACUCAAAUCAAACUUAACAGUGAUAAAUAGAAAAUGUAGAACAACCGUGCCUGCAGCAACGAUCACUACGAAUCAGUUAUUUUAAAUUUCAGCUGCCACUUUUAGGUUUAAUUUGAGUUAGUUUGAGAAUCGAGAGAGAGAGACCUUUUAACAGCCUUCUUUUACUGUAGGAGUGAUGUCUUUCCAUUACACAAUGUCAAUGUACACAACUUAUCGGUUUCCUCACUCUACCAUGUACGCCCAUGCGUUGAGGGAAACGACGAUCAAAGAACUGGCAUUAGGGUAAACCGCACAUCUCUUAACUAUGGCUAAAUAAAAAUUAAAAUCUGUUUUGAAAUGUGAAAUUCGGAUUUGUCGGGUUUACACCUUCGCAAAAAUAGUUCUAUAAACUCAUUUGAAUGCGCAUACAAUUAUACGACCAUAUUUUUAUUUGCUUUUCUUGUAGACAUUUGUAAUUUCGGCAUAAGGGACUUUAGCGACAUGCAGUGAUGAUGUUAUACAAUUCCAUUGUACAUUCUGUACCCAAGACAAAAAUGCGCAUUUCUUCUCAGCAUUUUGAGUAAUCCUUUUUCAAUUCUCCUAACCUAUUCUUCUGAUGAAAUGGUAAAACGGUGAAAAUCACACUCAAUUGUAAAUACUUUCUCACAUUGGACAUUGAGCCAAGAGAUAAAAAAUUGAACAAUGAAAAUUUUUAAUGUAAAGAAUAGAAAACAGAUACAAAGAAGACAACUCAUUUGAGUAAAAUAAUUGUCGCGAAAGAGCAAAGUGUUUAAACAAACGAAUAAUACACAAAAUAUAUUUUCAUAUAUUAAAAUUGUCGAGAAAAUUAUGACGAAACCUAAAAGUUACAAUACAGACCUCUCGAGAGAUGUGACACAUGGUGACAGACAUUAAAAGAAAUCGUCCCGUCGUAUUUGAUCUUCAUAGGCGUAUUGACUUUACGUUGCCACCUUUUCGGCACCCGUCUCAGUUCAUAGGUAACAAUUUUUUGAUAGUAGGAAAAGAGCUUCGAUUAGUUUAUUACAUUUAAUAAUAUUAGGCACUUAGACUGAAACAAAUAUGUUCGCGCACUCUAGUUAGCGAGUAAGCUGCUGUAUUCAUUCGUGCAUGAAUUUGUUCUCCACCAGGCAGUGGUGUAGAUCACCCAUUUUGUUCCCAUUUGUAACGUGCGCUGACCCCGCCACGCAUUCUUAUGUAUGUUAUACUGAUAAUUAUUCGUGUCAUCACCUUUUGCAUCCCUUUUUACGUUAACCUAUCCUGUUCUAAUUUAUUCAUCUCGUUAAACUAUGCACAUCCCGAUCACACAAAGACACGCGUUAAUUGAUUUCUAAUGUGUUGAAAUUUGUUUCCUUUUUGCACCAUCCGUUCCCGGAUUGCUUCAAGGUGUAAUUGGAAAUUUUGAAACGUUGUUCUAAAUGUUUACAUGGAUAUUUAAACUUUGAAUAAACGAAAUCGUCUGAAUCCCACAUUAUUCAUAGGAUAAAGUUUCUUCAAAAUCCACACAAGCGCAAGAGCGCUAGCAACCCUUCGAAAUAGAUAUUUAUCCCAUAUCUCAGAUGUACGCAACUUUAUACACGUGGAACAAAUGUUGAACAGAAUAAUAUGAAACUUUAUGCUCACUUAUUUGUGCAGGUAGAUCUUUACCACAGUGACAAAGCAUGUAUGUAUUAAAGCAAAUCACAAAACAGACACAAACAAAUUAUAAACUAUAUUCGACACGUUGGCAAGUGAGACAAAGGUAAUUGUGCUGACAACUACAACAGAUGAAUAAAAAAAUGCAUCAAUAGUAAUCUUUUAUGAUAUUUUAAUUGUAAAUGUUGAUAAUUACAAUUAAGAAUGGACACUAAACUAUAUAAUCACGGUGAGAAGGAUGACGAUGACGAUUUGCAGAUGAAAAAAAGAAAAUGAUAACGAUAAUUAUGAAAACAGAAGAUGACGAUUGGAUAACAAGCGAUGAAACUGAAUCAGAUGUGAACAAUAAAAAUUUAUUGAAAAAUUUUAUAACUAAA